AUGCCGGACGAGGGCAGCAGUGAGCUCCAAGAUGAAGGCACCAAUCAACAACAGGCAACAGAGGCCCAACGUCCGCAACCACCACCCGCCCUGAGCAAUACCACGCCUGGCUUCGUCCUGCCCGGCGAUGUGCUCCCUCUCCCCAGGGCCUUGCAGACCACAUCUCCCUUCGAGGCCCCUCGUCCAAUAGCCGGUGUCCUGUCUCCACACCCGGCCAUUGCUGCUGCUGCCCCGGCGGAGACGCCCUCCCCCACGGCUGGCCCGGGCUUCCCAACCGACGAGCUGUGCUCGAGGCCGCUGAUCAACAUCCUCAUGGCCGACUACCUCGACCUGGUCUACCCCCUCGUGCCCGUCGUCCACAGGCCAAACUUCCGCCACGACCUCGCCAGCAACCGCGACGUCACCGACCCGGACUUCUUCGCCCUCCUCGUCAGCCUCUGCGCCCUCACCGUCGGCCUGCUGCCGUCGCGGUUCAGCGGCUACCGCGCCGCCGACCCGGGGCCGGAGGUGGCCGGCGUGCACCACUUCGAGUCGAGGACGGCGCUGAUAAACUGCUGCGCCGAGAUGUGCACCCGCCACAGGACCGCGAGCUACUGGGACCACGUCAACCACCGCAAGUGGGCCGUCAGCUACGUCUUCUCCGUCGCGUGCUUCCAGACGGGGCAGGUCAACCGCAGCCGCAUGUUUGAUGUCGAGUACCUGCAGCUUUCGCGUCUUUUGGGGCUGCAUCGCAUCUCUGGGUAUGAGGGUCUCAAUUGUAUUGAGACUCAGUUGAGGAAAAAGGCCUUCUGGUUGAUGUUCUAUGGUUAUGCUCACACAAGAGUCCAAAGCGGACGUUGGGAGCGACUUACAUACUUCGGCCCAGGCGAACUCCGCGAGGUCAACUUCGACGCUCUCGUCCCCCUCGAGCUUGACGACGAAUGCAUCUUGAAAGACAGAAUCCUAGACCCUGCCCCGCCGUCUACACCACACGGCACGCCUCCUGUUAAUACAAACCAGCCGGAGCCACGCCCAGCCCCACCGCCGCUCACCCUCGCGAGCGCCUUCAUAAUACACUCGCGCGUGUUCCUCAAGGGCCUCCGCGAGAGCAUGGCCGCCGUCGGGUGCGAGUGCGAGCUCCGCCGCAGCCCGGCCGCCCGCCUCGCGCGCAUGCGCGACCUCCUCCAGGAGAUGCGGUACAUGCUCGACGACGCGCCCGGCCCCGUGCGGCAGUGGGCCUCGCCGGAGCGGCACGGCGGCGGCGGCGGCGACGACGACAAUGUCCCCGCCACCACCCCGCGGUACGACAACAACGACGACCGCAGCGUUGUGUCGAGCUACGGCAGCCCCGUGGCUGAGAGAGGUCGCGCCGCUGGUGCGGGGGGCGCCUCGUACUCCAAGGUUGUGCAGGGCCAGCACGAGAUCAUGCGCGCGAACAUCCAUGUCACCCACCUCUGGCUGCAGAGCCUGCUGCUGGAGCAGGUCGACGUGAUCGUGCAGGAGGGCGUGAUUGGCAGUUCAAGUGCUGCGGCUGGGGCUGAGGAGGUCUCGGCGUCCUUGAAGGCGAACUGGGCCGAGCGCGAGGACAUCUGCCGCCAGAUGCUGCACCUCCUUCACAGCAUCCCGUACGUUUAUUUAGAACCCAACGGCUUAUACUUGGCAUACAAGGUCCGCGACGUGGCCGUGACGCUGCUCAACUGCCCCUUCGGGGCCCACACGCGCCCCGCCCGCCGCGCGGUCGAGUACAUGCGCGACUUCACGCGCGCCCUGUCCCGCCUCGACCGCAGCGAGACCGUCAACACGAACAGCCUGCGGAGCUGGGUCGACGCGGACCGCGAGCCGGCCGCCUCGCCCGCGUGCCCGCAGCUCGCCCCCCCCGUCCCCGCGGGCGCACGCGGGUGUCGUUGA
Molecule: messenger RNA, 1887 nt
Organism: Diaporthe citri
Lineage: Eukaryota; Fungi; Ascomycota; Sordariomycetes; Diaporthales; Diaporthaceae
Exons: 4
Coding region: 1-1887 (628 amino acids)
Biological process (GO): DNA-templated transcription
Molecular function (GO): zinc ion binding; DNA binding
Source: RefSeq, a predicted model, not a curated record